GUUUUAAUAUUGUUUUAUAAACAGGAACUUGGAAAUUUUGUUGAGACAAAAGACCCAGCCUUGCGCUACCCGUAUCUGAUCCAGAAUGACAAGAUCGACUCAUCUUCCGUCAUGCAUACAAGCAACGAAGGGAAAUGGACAAAAGCAAUGAAAUUUUUACUGACUGAUCUCAAAUGGGCUGUAGCGUGGAUUGUCAAGCACUGUGAUGGCCAUCUAAAACCCUGA
Molecule: messenger RNA, 225 nt
Organism: Aureococcus anophagefferens
Lineage: Eukaryota; Pelagophyceae; Pelagomonadales; Pelagomonadaceae
Exons: 1
Biological process (GO): late endosome to vacuole transport; autophagy; autophagosome assembly
Cellular component (GO): phosphatidylinositol 3-kinase complex, class III, type II; phosphatidylinositol 3-kinase complex, class III, type I; phagophore assembly site
Source: RefSeq, a predicted model, not a curated record